UCGGCUAUAUGGCAACAGCAUCAACAGGAGAGAUAUGGACUAGAACAAUAAAAUAAGCAACGAUAACAGAAGAACAAUGUCGUUCAUUGAUGGAUUAUUUGGGAAAAGUAAAAAAAGCCAGGAUUUCGACGCCAUCAAGGAGGAAUAUGGAGAGGAGAAACAGGACCAGAAGAAGGACUCUGGUGAUGACGAUGACAGCGUUAGGAAUGAAGAUAUAGAUGACAAUGAUGAUGAUGACUUCGAUGACAUUCUCGGAGACUCCGAUGAGGAAAGAGAACAGGCGUGGCAGCCUGUCAGAGUCCGCCGUGCCAGGCCACCUCAUCCCCUCACAGUCACCCAUGUCAACCAGACCAGGGACCUGCAGCGGAUGGCUGAUGUUCAGGCAAUGGUUAACUCUGAGAAGCAAAAUUCUCAGGAAUGGCUCAAAGUACAUAGUGUGGAUUUCCUGAAACUUACACUGAAGCAGCUGAUUGAUAAAGGAAAAGUCGGGAAGUUGACACCGGAGAAGCAGACAGGGAAGGUGAACCACCACAUACAAUUUGAUGCCUAUGAUGUGAAUGAGUUUGAGUACAAACUUAACAUAGCCAUAGAGGUUUAUACAAAGAGAAUCAAAUGGUUACUUCAGGGCAGCAAAAGGAUGUUUGGACACAUACAAGGGGAACGAGUGGCUGUGUGUCUGGAUGUAUCAAAUGCAAACAUGGGCUUUGGACGGCAGUCAGCAUUCCAAGAGUCACUUAUGCAUUUCCUGGACGAGCAACUGUCACAGAAGCAGAGCCUGUAUCUGCUGGAGUUUGGGACGGACAUUGAACCUCUGUGGCCAGUCAUGAGAGACGUCAAUCGGAGAAUUAUCGAGGAGGCCAAGGAGUGGGUGGAGCGGCUGGAGCCAAGGGGAGGCAGUAACCUGCUCAAGGCCAUGAAGCAUGUCAUGAAUCUGCCCGAUGUCGACACAGUCAUCCUGGUCCUCGGCAGUGUCCCUGACCAGUCGACGGAGAUCCUGUGUGACUACGUCCAGCAGUUGAUCGUCGGCCGUGACAUCCCUCUCCACGCAGUGGCGUACGACUGCAGCAAUGAACUCACCAGCAUUACGCUACGUAGUAUAGCUGCGGCAUCCCAGGGCAAUUACCAUUGCUACACUUCCAGCUGCGAGGAGAAGAUCUACACAGGGACGGACAUCAGCCUGCUGCUGAAGGAGAUACAGAAGGCGCAGGACGUCAUCAACAAGAUCAAGGAGAUGAGACAGGGCAUGAUGGGAAGUGCCCUCAUCAGCAUCAUGAACGAGAUCAGCAAUGAGGUUCAAAAGCUGCCUCAGUCCCGCUUCCUGCCCCGCCCCCCAGGCCAUGAGUUGCCACUGAGACUGGACAUGCCCAAAUUCCAGCCCCGAUCAUCUGUGGACUGGCUCAUCCAACAUGGCCUCAAAGCGAAGCGUCUGGACUUGUACCAGGUGCUGGCUCCCAACGCAUACUCGUACCGUGAGGAGUUCAUCCCGAUCAUAAAGAAGGCUGUGCAAUCACAAGUCCAUGAGAAAGCAAUGGUGCAGUUCACAUGGCAUGAUGGCUCCGUGAAGAACAUCCACGUGGACAUGACCCAGCUGUUUGAGUACCAGAAGCAGCUGACGGAGAGCGUGGCGCUGUACGAGCGCCGCAUCGACUGGCUGGCGUCCGGGAGCAGGAGGCUGCUGGGCACGGUGGUGGAGAGGAAUGUGGUGUACCUGAUCGACACGUCCGUGUCCAACGUGAACUACCUGAUUCACAUCCAGCAUACGCUGCGUCUCGUCAUGGAGCAGCAGAUGGCCAACAAGGACUACUUCAACAUCAUUGCAUUUGGGAGUGGGGCUCGGCGCUGGAAGCCGACGAUGGUGAAACCGACGGCCCUCAACCUUCAGGAUGCAUGGAACUGGGUGUUGGCCCUGCAGUGUGGUGGCAGUAGGAACUUCAUGUCCGCCCUCCGGCUGGCGGUGGAGAAUGAGGAGGAGGACAAGCAUGGCGUCCGUGUGCAAGGCGUGUAUUUAUUCACUAGUGGUGUGCCAGACCAGCAGGGAACAGUUGUCUCCUCCUUCAUAGAGGAGGCCACCAUUGGACGGAACUUCAGACUACACAGCAUCCUGUUCAAUGUUGAUGAUUAUGAUGUGAAUGGUGCCAUCCCUGGUCGCUAUGCCAACAUCACACAUACAGCAGAAUGUCUGCGGACAAUGGCACAUUGCAGCAAAGGCCGCUUCCACUGGUUCCGGGAAACAGGUAUCAUAGAGAGCGAUGAUAUUCAACUUGUCAACUCUGAGGUGGACAAAGCGCUCAACUUCUCCCGUAAAUGUGCCAUGUUGGUGGACAAUGUGAAGAAGAAGUACAGAAAUAGAUUUCAACAUCCAUACAUGGAGCAGAUCAAGGCUUUGGCCCCGCCAGACUCCGACUACUACAAGGGAGAGUACAGCACCAACGCCCUCCCCCCUCCUCCGCCCAGACCCUCCACCUCCCGCACCAGGACCAGACAGAUUACGGAGGGACAGAAGGAGAGCUGGGAUGCGUCGCCCAACACGACCAGGGCCAUCAAGUGGCGCCCCACCAGUGCAUCCAGUGCAAGGGAGGUGCGCUCAACACCCAGAUCCCAGAGAGAGCGCCCCAUGUCAGCCAAGGAUCCCAUGCAGAGAGUGAAGACAGCGCCCCGGAGGAUACAGUCCGCCCACUUUUUCAUGGACACCAAGCAUGACAUGGGGGCUGUGUAUACCAAGUAUCAGAACACGAAGGUCAACAGGAAAAGCAUCGGUCGGACUCAGAUACCGGAAAACGAAGAUGCCGUCUCAUCUAAGGAGUGGCUGCGCUUGUUUGGCCUGGGGAAACUGAAGCUCGACCUUGCCAAGAUGGUGUCAGGCCCUGACUGUAAACACAAAGAGAAGUCUGUCAAGUCUCUUCACAAGAAUGUGUCAGCAAAAUACUGUGACAUCUUCCCCUCCAUCAACAUCAAGGGCACCAUCAAGCACCUGCAGCUACUGCCACACGAACUGAAGGACUACGAAGAGCAACUGGAGAAGGUCCUGCGGCGAUACAUCAAACGUCUGCAGUGGCUUCUCAAUGGUAGCCGGCGUGUGUUUGGGUCGAUCAUCGAGAAGCGUUGCGUGGUGCUGAUUGACACCUCGGGCUCCAUGAACCCCUUCAUGGAGGAGCUGAAGAAGGAGAUGGCCGCUCUCAUCUGGGAACAGCUGCAUCGCCUCCGGAUCAAAUUCAACCUCAUCAGUUUUUCUGGGACGUGUGCCAAGUGGAAGAGCAGCAUCCAGGAGCCUACAGAAGAGAACUGCCAUGAUGCAGUCAAGUGGACGUCCCAGUUGGUUGCCGAGGGCAACACCUGUACCCUGGAAGCCCUCCAGCUGGCAUUCUGUGACCCUGACCUUGACUCCGUGUACCUGCUGACUGAUGGGAAGCCGGACACCAGUACAGCUCUGGUGCUGAAGGAGGUUGGCCGAAUGAACUCCGAUCGGCUAAUCACGGUCAACACGAUAUCCUUCAAGUGCUCAGACAGCACCGCCAACAGCUUCCUGCAUCUCCUGGCCACAGAGACCGGCGGCAGGUACCACCGAUGUCAUGAGGACUUCGAUGCACAUCUUUUUGCUCACAAACUUCUAUCAGAGGGAUUUCAAGAUGCAGAGUACCCCCACCUCCCCAAGUUUGAGGGAGACGAUUUGCGUCGGCUUGGUAACGAGAUUGCCACGUCCAGGAAGUACCUUGCGCAGGCCAGGACAUUCAGAGCUUUGUACAAUGCCAAGACAGCAAGUUCCGAGAAAUCUAAUGAAAAAAUCACGGCCUCCACUCCCUUCCUGGCAGGCCGACCACGGAGUGCUGCCAGAUAGGACCUCCCACACCAACCACAUCAAUGUUGGUGAAAGCCCAGUGAUAUAAAUGGCCAUGCGUCUUCACCAGGAGGAAGUUUUGAUAAGAGGACAACAAGAGGAACAAUGUUGUAGUUACAUUUCAGGAACAUUUUAUAUUAUGCUUUUAUAUCUCUAUAUUUUGAUGUGAAGGCUAUCAUGGCUGUGAAUUUGUAUAUAAUUCAUGUAGAACAUUUGAAUGUAGGAACAUUUGUUUUAAUGUGAGUACAGAUACUGCAAGUGAUGUUUGUAUAGAAUAAUUAAAUGCUAUAUUACAUUUGUACAGACAGAAAUGAUAUUUUUGACAUACUUAGUGCAAAUAUUCCCAUUACUGAAAAUACAGUGUAUAUUACAGAAGUCGUUUGAGGGGCAGGUAACUCUGCAUGCCCACAUGAACAGAUUUUGUUACUGCCCUGUUACAUAUAGUCCAGGCAAGCAGAUAGUCUCCCCGUCCAUUACAUCUACUUGUCUUUGUAAAAACUAUUUAUUUCAUUGUCAGAUGUAUUGUGUAGGAAUGAACACACUUGUUAUUAAACCCUCUCUUAUAUGCCUUAUAUUGAUUAAUGUCAUUUUCUUGAUCCCAGAAAAAAACAUCACUUUUUAGGGAUAGUCACACGCUCAUCAUUUUAAUAAAACAUAAUUAUGUUGUCAUUUUAUGCUUUGAGAAAAUAAACUGCAGUUACUGGUUUGGGGCCGAGAUUCUGGUGGAAGGGUUGAUCCUUUCUUCAUGUAUUUGAACAUUCUUGCUUCUGUCUGAAUCAUUCAGGUCAGUUCAGUUGAGACACCGUUAUCACAGAAACAAAGUAACUGUAUCAAUUUAACACUUUGGAGCUUCUGUUGGCAGUGAGGUGCCUGCCUACCACUACUGCCUUGACGCAAGUGCGCUUCUGGUUGUGUCUAUAAUCAAGUCCUUAUUUACCAACUGUCAACUGUUUAGAGUGGAUAUGUUUUGUGACUAUUCAUGACACUGUCAGGUAAUGUUUAUACUGCAAUGCAAACCCUCCACAACGAGGGGAUACUUGUUAAACUGUUAGUUGUUGACCUCUAUCUACAUAGAAGAAAGCUAAUAAAGCUUGAAACCUGCAA
This is a messenger RNA of Haliotis rufescens (red abalone), 4939 nucleotides long. RefSeq names its product von Willebrand factor A domain-containing protein 3A-like. The record is from RefSeq and is a predicted model, not a curated record. The coding region runs from base 77 to 3835 and encodes 1252 amino acids. The transcript has 33 exons. NCBI's taxonomy places the organism in Eukaryota, Metazoa, Mollusca, Gastropoda, Lepetellida, Haliotidae.